AUGAGAAUCUUUACUUCAGGGCUAUUGCUCUGGCUAUUGUCGCUUUUUACCCUAGUAUCUGCUUUCCCGGGGUCAAUGAAUGACCACAAUGCCCACUCAGGCCAUCGAGGCACGCACAAGCCCUGCCCAUAUGCCAAUGCCCAGGAACAAGCCAAGCCGAAGACGGAACAUGAAAAGAGGUUUCUCUUUAGUUUGAUGAAAUCGCCUGUUGAUAUUACCGGCGAACAUGCAUUCCAGCCCCCGAACUUCGAGAAUGGUGACCAGCGAGGCCCCUGUCCAGGUCUCAAUGCACUUGCAAAUCAUGGAUAUAUCCCACGGAGUGGAGUGGUAUCGUUCGUCAAUGUGAUUGCGGCAAUCAACAAAGUGUAUGGUAUGGGUGUUGACUUGGCCACUAUCCUUGCGAUCAUGGGCACCGUCUGGACGGGGGAUGUGCUGUCCCUCGAGCCCAGCUUCUCAAUCGGGGGCCCCGAUACUGGAGUUAACAACCUCCUGAAUAACUUGGGUGGUGUUCUCGGCGAACCCCAAGGUCUUAUUGGCUCGCAUAACUUUAUCGAAGCAGACUCUUCUAACACGCGUGAUGAUCUCUACGUUACAGGCAACAGCUGGAAACUGAACAUGGACAAGUUCAUGACUUGGUAUAAUAUGUCCUCUGACGGUACCUAUGAUAUGAGGCUCAUGGCUAAACGCGCAAAAAUCCGAAUGGAGCAGUCUAUCCAUACAAAUCCAGAUUUCUACUACGGACCUGUGACAGGACUCAUUGCGCGCAACGCUGGCUACAUUUUCGCAGGUCGGCUCUUCCGAAAUCACUCGCACGAAAACCCAGAGGGAACACUGACUAAGAGUCACCUCCGGAAUUUCUAUGGCAUCUACGGCCCGGAGCACAAUUUGACGUACCGUGAAGGCUGGGAAAGAAUUCCCGAGAACUGGUACAAGACUCCUGUUGACUACGGACUCAUCUCACUCAACCUGGAUGUAAUUGGCUUCGUAUUGCAGUAUCCGGAACUUGGAAGCAUUGGAGGGAAUUUGGGUGAAGUGGACAGUUUUGCUGGAGUUGACCUAGGCGAUCUGACAGGUGGUGUCUUGAACCUGGCUGGCCUGCUGAAGGAUAACAACUUGCUGUGCUUUGUGACUGAGGUUCUGAAGUUCGCCAGCCCCAACGCGCUUGCUGGGAUAUACUCGACUGUAGCUAAGCCGUUGGAGUUUGUCACUAACAUUCUUGCUGUGCCUUUGCUCAAUCUUACUUGUCCGGCAUUCCAAGACCUUCAGAUGGGAGGGAAGCCGCUAUGGGAGGCGCUUCGUGACGAUUUCCCCGGUGCUUUGAAGAGCAACCGUUCGCUUUAG
This is a messenger RNA of Penicillium coprophilum, 1341 nucleotides long. Its product is annotated as peroxidase family protein. The transcript is spliced from 7 exons. Gene Ontology annotation, molecular function: peroxidase activity. The coding region runs from base 1 to 1341 and encodes 446 amino acids. The record is from RefSeq and is a predicted model, not a curated record. Lineage: Eukaryota; Fungi; Ascomycota; Eurotiomycetes; Eurotiales; Aspergillaceae.